AUGUCCUCCGUCUACCUCCAUCGCCGAACAGCAGCCGUCGUCGUCACCACCACUCUUGUUCUUGUCCUCUUUUACACUCUUUUCCAUGCAUCAAAUAGGAAUAUUCAAGCUCCGCUCAGGUCGCUAUGCAUAAACUCGGGAUUCUACGAGGGCUCUCUCGAGGAGCCACAGGGCGACAUCCCAGACCUCAGCAUCCCCGAUGGCGCACUUUCGGCAGCAGAAGACCCUCAAAUCCUCGCAGAAGUGUUCCCAGAACCGUUUCCAUUCGCGGUCAAUAAGCACAAAUCUCUGAAAGGUGACCCAACCCCCCAUUUCAGGGAUAACCUCCUACCAGACAUAAAAUAUAUCACUGGUUGGCAUGAUGGGGGAUUCACGAACCAGUUUAUGGCGAUAACUAAUCUCAUCUAUCUAUCAACACUCCUUUCCCAUAUUCCCAUUAUACCAGGUUUCGUGGCACGUCCGCACGUCCCUGUUCAGGCUGGUUAUCGAGCGGUGAGCGACGUAUUUGACGUCGACCGAUGGGCUCGAGCGGUCGGCAAGGAUAUCCUCGAAUGGAAAGAUGUCAAGGAUCUUCGGGGACUGCAAAAUCGCCGCGCAGAUGAUGGUACCCUCGGUGCAGAUGAAAGGGAUGAGCUCGGCUGCUGGAGUACUCCUCCCCUCUUCAUCAAUAAGAUCGACCCUCGAGCAUUCACUGUAGACGUAUCCCAUACUGCAGUUCCUCGUGCCGCACGGCUGUUCCAAAUAGGCCGUGACGAAGACCUGCACUUGACAUUUAGCGGCCUUGCAACGCUCGCGCAGAGCACUGCGGCCAAACCUAAUCCGCUUUCCUCUGAAGAGCUCGGUGCCAUCUAUCCUGCACAGAAAUCCGGACACAAGCGUCUACCAGACACCAACCAUUCGGCGUUGCUUGGAACAUUGCGGGUACUAGCACUCACUCUUGGUCUCUCGGAAUCUCAAAUCCUGGCUCCAUGGAGAGGUGACCAUGACUGGGACGAACGCAAGGACGGCGUGCGCUACACAACGUCUCGAGACUAUUAUGCCACACUCGACGAACGCGAUCGCAUUCUCACCCCAUAUAUUCUUGUACAUGCCCGCCAUGGCGAUUUCUUGAACAACUGUGAUAGUCGAAAGGCACAGGGCAAACCGUGCUCGCCUCCCCUAUCCUCCAUCGCACAGUAUGUCAAGGAAGUUGAGGACGAGUUGAAGCAGAAGGGAAUUAUCAAGGAAGACCAUGGCUGGUCCAAGGACAAAACGCCCGUCAUCGUCACGAGCGACGAGGCCGAUUCUGCAUGGUGGAAUCAAGUCAAGGCGCAUGGUUGGAAGCGGGUCGUCUUUCCAAAGGAGCUUGAGCUCCCACCUGGUGUAAAGGGGAGAGAGGAUGGAUUGGAUCCUGAGACGCACAAGAAGCUGUGGGAUCGAAUGUUCAUCGAGGUCGCUAUACAGGGGUUUGCUACUGGGUUUGUCGGUACUCAAGGCAGUACGAUGAGUUUGGUAGCGCAACGGAGGGUCGAGCAUUGGCAGGGUGGCGUCGCGAGGACAAUGAGGUACGACUUUCAACUGCUCCAAGUAACAUCUAAUGUAUCUUCUCAGCUUUUCUAUCUGGCAAGAAUGGGACUUAUGAUCCUCACGUUGUAG
Molecule: messenger RNA, 1635 nt
Organism: Serendipita indica DSM 11827
Lineage: Eukaryota; Fungi; Basidiomycota; Agaricomycetes; Sebacinales; Serendipitaceae
Source: the annotation of a GenBank genome assembly